AUGUCGUCGCACGUCGUGGUCAUCGCCACGGAUCUGCGGCGCACCACCAUCAAAGUCAGCCCCGGCACCUACUUGUCGGACGUUCUAGCUGAAGCUUGUAAGAAGCUUGGCCUAGACGGCGACAAGUACUUGAUAAAACACAAGCAGAAACAAGUCGAUCUCUCCAUACCGUUCCGUACGUCUGGCCUCCUCGCCGGCGCGAAGCUAGAGCUUGUGCAAAAGUCCAAGACCCCAUCAGCCGUUCAAAUCGCCCUGCAGAUUCCCCAGCCAGAGGCCAAAGAGAUUCCUGGCGGCCGGCUGAUUAAGAAGUUUCCCUCCGACUUGUCAUUAUGGCAGGUGCUGCGACAGUUUGAAAGCGGCGAGGCGAGCGCGGGGAAGAACAUCAAUAUCACGGCCAGAGGUGUUGCGCAGACGGCCAGCAGCGAGAACUCUGGUGCCGGCCAGCUAUUCUAUGAGACGCCAGUCCUAAAUAUCAUGGGCCGGGAGCUUGCAUCAUUUGCUGAUUUCCAAAAGUCGCUGUCGCAGCUGGGACACAACUCUGGCAACGUCCUGAUACGAUUAUCGUUUAGAAGGACUGAGCAAACACUAUAUGAGGCGAUGGAACAGAUAGGAGCCUUUUUCAAGGAAGAAGAGAAGGAGAAGCAAGAAGAAAAGGAAAACGCGGCUUCAAGUGUCCUAGAGAACAAGCUCAAGGACCCACCAACCGACGGAGAUGUACCCAUGACUGGAGCUCCAGUUGAGCCCAUCAACACCACAAGCGAAGCGCAGGAAGAGCGAGCUCCCGAAGCAACGCAAGAUCCAACAUCUUCAAUACAAUCUGAAUCGAAUAGUUCUGAUCCUCAGUCGCGCCUCGAACCUGUCAAUGUCUUCCUCGCUCCAACAAACUCGACACCUGCUGCCGCUCUUGCGCCAUUCGAAGAAAAUGAUCUCAUGCCCACUGUCGCGCAGGCUCAACUGCAUCAGGCCCGCCUACUAGAAAACUCCAGGAACAAAAGACUGCUGUCUGAUAAAGAAAUUGAAGAAAAGGAGGCGGCUGAGUUGGCCAAGAUCGAUGCUGUCAAGUCUGUGCUCAUCAAGGUGCGGUUCCCAGAUAAUACCAGCAGCGAUUGGCAAGUUGGCCCGUCAGACACUGGCGCAUUCUUGUAUCAGGCUGUGCGGCAUGUCAUGGCCAACAACGGCCAGUCAUUUCACCUUGUCAUCCCGGGGACCAAGGCUGUAAUCCAAGAUGAUGACACCCCCAAGCACAACCUCAUCCGAGCGUAUAAGCUUUCAGGCAGAGUCCUUGUAAGCUUGGUGUGGAAUGACGAUGUGCCGAAGGAGGCCCGGAAACAGCCUUUCCUCAAGGCCAACUUUGCUCAGCAGGGACAGACCAUCAAGGUGCCCGAGAUACCUGCCGUGGAGGAUGAUAAAGCCGGGCCGUCGGCGGUACCGCAGGCUCAGAGGGCUCCAGCAAAGGAGGGUGGAGAUGGUAAGAAGAUACCGAAAUGGCUGAAACUUGGUAAGAAAUAG
Molecule: messenger RNA, 1509 nt
Organism: Trichoderma gamsii
Lineage: Eukaryota; Fungi; Ascomycota; Sordariomycetes; Hypocreales; Hypocreaceae
Exons: 2
Coding region: 1-1509 (502 amino acids)
Source: RefSeq, a predicted model, not a curated record